Trichomonas vaginalis G3 is the source of this 588-nucleotide messenger RNA. RefSeq lists its product as uncharacterized. The coding region runs from base 1 to 588 and encodes 195 amino acids. Lineage: Eukaryota; Parabasalia; Trichomonadida; Trichomonadidae. The record is from RefSeq and is a predicted model, not a curated record. The transcript has a single exon.
AUGACUACGAACGAAGAAAAUAAGAAGAAAGUAAUGGAAAGCCAUAUUUUUGGAGGAGCUCCUCAAUCUCCUCCUCAACAAAGAAGAACACCUAGUCGUGCAAAUCAGGCUCCUCUUCCACCUUUGGCAGAUGAAAUUCAAAUUCAAAGACAACAGCCACCACCACAACCACAAAAUGACUUCAAUUUUCAAAGAAGCCCUCAAAGACCUCAGCAGCAACCACAACCAGCAUAUAAGCCAGAUGACAGAUUAAAUCUCGUAACACCACACUCUUCAAGAUUUGCUACAGCAACGCAGAUUAACAGACCUCCUGUUCAAAACUUUGAUGGGCUUGUAAAGGAGUCUUCUGUUCCACCUCUUUCUCCAUUCCCUGAAUUUACUUUCGAACCACCACAAAUACAAACCAAUUUUGAAUUUCAUGUCAAGCCUCUAACUGCUCAAAGUAGCAGGUCUACAGCUAAAAAGCUUACAAUCAACUCUAAUUCAGAAAUUAGAAAAAUUCGAGAUGAAAUCCAAGCAGAUUCUGCUGAAUUCGCUUCCAAACUUCAACAAAUACAAGCACAAAAUGCUCCAGGUAUACAUGUCUAA